AGUCGGGGAACAGCAGGGGGCUCUGAGAAGAGGCGGGGCUGCAACUAGAGGGGGGCGCUCCGCAGGGUCCUAGGGGCGAGCUGGAGAGCUUUUCUGGGUCCUGAGGAGCUGGGCUCUGGGAGCUCCUCGGGGAAGACUGAGACACUGGCGGCUCCAAGGAGGGGAGGCAGCGGGCUGCAGUAGACCGGAGGCCGGGUUCAGGGCGCUCCCCCGGGCCACCCCGGGCAGUUCGCCAGGCGGCAGGCGCCUCGGCCUCCACCUGCGAGAUGGUGUUCUUGCUGCCCGGCGCCGCGCAGGGAGAACACAAACCGGGAGUUUGCAAAACGGGAAGCUCGGGCGGCCGGGGCGGGGCCGAAGGCGGAGCCCGGCCUGCGGCCCCGCGAAGCCCCGAGUUGCAGUGGCCCCGGCGGCCGGGGAGGCGGCGGCGGCGGCAGCAGCGCGGUGGCGACAUGGCCAUUGUCUCAGAGGAUGAUGACUUUCAUCACAGUUCAAACUCCACAUACAGAAGUGCAAGCAGCUCUCUCCGAGCUGACCAGGAAGCACUGCUUGAGAAGGUGCUGGGCCACCCACCCCCUGGCCUACAGAGGCCCGAGGACCGCUUCAAUGGUGCCUACAUCAUCUUCUUCAGCCUGGGCAUUGGUGGCCUCCUGCCAUGGAACUUCUUUGUCACUGCCAAGGAGUACUGGAUAUUCAAACUCCAAAACUGUUCCAGCCCAGCCCCAGAGGGGGACCCUGAGAGCUCAGACAUCCUGAACUACUUUGAGAGCUACCUUACCAUCGCCUCCACCGUGCCCUCCGUGCUGUGCCUUGUGGCGAACUUCCUGCUUGUCAACAGGGUUCCAGUCCAUGUCCGCGUGCUGGCCUCGCUGACUGUCAUGCUGACCGUCUUCGUGGUAAUGACCGUGCUGGUGAAAGUGGACACCUCCUCCUGGACCCACGGCUUCUUUGCUGUCACCAUCAUGUGCAUGGCGAUCCUCAGCAGCACCUCCACCAUCUUCAAUAGCAGUGUCUUUGGCAUGACUGGCUCCUUCCCUAUGAGGAAUUCCCAGGCGCUGAUAUCAGAGUGUCCUGUGCUCUCUGCAGGAGGGGCCAUGGGAGGCACCAUCAGUGCCGUGGCCUCGCUGGUGGACCUGGCAGCAGCCAGCGAUGUGACAGACAGCACCCUGGUCUUCUUCCUGACGGCAGACGUCUUCCUUGGGCUCUGCAUUGGGUUCUACCUGCUACUGCCGCGACUGGAGUAUGCCAGGUACUACAUGAGGCCUGUUUGCCCAGCCCACGUGUUUUCUGGUGAAGAGCAGCCACCCCAGGACUCUCCCAAUGCCCCUCUGGUGGCUCCUAGUCACUCCCCAGUACCACCCCUCUGCCCCAUCCUGAAGAAGACAGCCAGCCUGGGCUUUUGCAUCAUCUACCUUUUCCUCAUCACCAGCCUCAUCUUCCCCGCCAUCUCCACCAACAUUGAGUCCCUCAGCAAGGAUUCGGGCUCUCUGUGGACCACCAAGUUCUUUGUCCCCCUCACCACCUUUCUCCUGUACAACUUUGCUGACCUGUGUGGCCGGCAGAUCACAGCCUGGAUCCAGGUGCCAGGGCCCAGAAGUAAGGUGCUCCUUGGGCUUGUGCUCCUCCGGACCUGCCUCGUCCCCCUCUUUGUGUUCUGCAACUACCAUCCCCGCAUCCACCUGCGAACGGUGGUCUUCCAGUCCGACAUCUACCCAGUGCUCUUCAUCUCCCUGCUGGGACUCAGCAACGGCUACCUCAGCACGCUGGCUCUCAUCUAUGGGCCCAAGAUCGUGCCCAGGGAGCUGGCCGAGGCCACAGGGGUGGUGAUGUCCUUUUACGUGUGCGUGGGCUUGGUACUCGGCUCAGCCGGCUCUGCCCUGCUCAUGCACCUCAUUUAGAAGGGGCGGUGGCAAGAACGUUGGUGCCAUGCUGUGCAUGCUAGGCCUCGUGCUGUGCAAUGUUGAGAUGUGGAAGAAGUGCCAGGAGGGCUCAGGCAGCCUGCAGGAAGGGCUGGAGCUGGGCCUCGUGCAGAGAGCAGAGCCCCCCAUCCCCGGACCUCAUCCCUCCCCAGGGAACUGGCCACCUGUGCCCGUUCCCAUGGUGAGCAGACAUUACAGACACCUUAACAGACACUCUCGAGGCUGAAAAAGGGGAAAGACAUCUGAGUAAGAUGCAGUUAUAAUAGUUACACAGUUACAAAGUGGGGUGAGCUUUCCAAGGGGGUGGGGGCAUUUCGCCUUUCUUAGUAACCUCUUUGGAGCUGUGCUGCCAGUGUUAACUCUGAAUUGUUACAGUGCCAGUGCCAAGACCCAGCCACCUGCCUUUUGCCUUCUCCCAGGCUUGCUUCUUCCAGCUGACUGCAAGAUGUGAGAAUUCUCAGCCCUCCCUACCUGAAGGGAGUCCCUCUGGAAUGGGGUCUUCUUGGAAUGGCCAGUCCUCAGCCUCCGGCCCGAAGCCUGGGCAGACCCCUGCUUUCUGUGGGUGAGAGAGCACCCACAAACCAGACUGGGAACCCCAGAAAGACAAGUCCUCUGGAAACCCUCAUUCCCUAAACUUGGACUCCAGAAGGCUUCCUGGUACCUAGGGGCUGAGUAUGUCAGGCCUGCAUUUUCAAAUGGGGAUCAUUUAAGUGGUCUAUGGCCUACGUCAGGGUGGGGUCUUUUAAUGUCCAUGCUUACAACAUGUUAAAGCCAUUGGUUCAAGGGUAUAAUAAAUCCCUGGGCAUUUAAUGAAGGCCUUAUUGGUGGCUGUCUUAGUCAGGGUCUUGACAGGAAACAGCAUACUCAAAUUAGGUAAACUGAGGAUAUUUGAAGAGUGGGUAUGGGAACCCAAAGGGGUUGUACAUUAUAUUGCAGAAAUAAUAAGGCCAUUCCAUCCCAGGCCUAAAGGGGCAGGGGUACAUCCAGGCCACUGUGACCCACAAGAGGUAUAUUCAUUCCCUCUGAAAUCCUCUGGUUCCUGUAGACUGAGCUACAGCCAAGGAGCAGGUGGAGAGGACAGAGGGUGAACGGGAGGGGCAGAAGGUGUCUAGAAUGGGGCCUCUGGCCCUUCUUAUUCAAUAUGAACAUCAGGAGAACUUGAAGCUUUGGGCUGCAGAAUGAGGUGGUCUCUGUCCUGGUUUGCUCUGGGUAUUGUAUGUAUUUUGAAGCUGUUGUUUCGAAAAGCAACCCUUGGGUUCUCUGGCCCCCACACAGUUGUGAUCGUGGGACAUGAGUAGUAAUUUAUAUUUUGUCAGGUUCCUUGAAGACUUCUGCAGGGCUAUUCCCUGGGGAAGCAGACUGGCUUGGGAAUCAAGAGAGAAGGGGACUAGAUCAGACCAGGAGUAGUUUCUCAAGAGGUGAGCACAAAGGUCAGAGCAUGUCCCGAAGAAGUGGCCACCGAGAGCCGUGAAUCAGUCUGCUCCUUCUCUGAGGAGCACUGGCUCCCUGGCGUCCUGCAGGCAGCUGAUUAAACUGGAGGCAGGCAGUAAUCCACCCAGCGGCCACAGCUUAUGUGCCCCAUGUCUCAAGCCAGUACACACUCCCUCUCUUUAGCCAGAGAAUUGAAAAAGAUACACUUGAAAGGUUUUCUGAAACUUGAUAACUAAAAAAAAAAUUUAAUUUUAAAAAUAAAUUUUUUCCCCUAUCCCCUCCCCAUGUAGAAGGCUCAAAUCUAUCCCUUGGUGUUUUUCACUGCCUUUAAUGCUGGUGAUCAUUUGGGGCAUCAGUCUGGUUGGUGACUCAUCGCAACCUCAGGUAUUUUCAAAUUGGCAGCAUGUCUGGUUUAAGGUAAAACAGCAGUCUCCGAGCUUGGAGAUGGGAACCACCCUGGAGCUAAUGGAGAAGCAGUAGUGGGGGGUCUCACAUGCUCCAUUGAAGGGGGCUAGCUUUCAGAAGAAGAAUAGGCACCCUGUUAGUGAAAUGAUUGCUUUGAAAUUGGUGUGAAGGGGGAAGAGGGCGGCCGGCCGAGCUGAAGUGCAGGGCAAGCCCAGGGGAUCACUGCUAGCCAGCGCCAGCUUCACUGGGGAGGAGGGCUGUCCUUACCUGGGAGGGGCCUGCCGCUUGGCUGAUGGGGUGAUUAUCCAAGCUUUUGCCCACUGUUCUUUGUUGCUCACCUUAGUGGGCACCUCCCAGAGGAGCAUUCUUUCCCAGGGGGGAAGGAAGGAAAAUAAAAAUAUAUCUCCAGACAGACGGGUGACCUGCGGUGUGCAGGCCUCCUUGUCCCUAUCACUGUAAUAGCUUGUGGGCUGCUUGGGGUCUCAAGUCUCCUGUGACCUCAGCAGGCUUGUGGAACCAGCUCACAUGUUUUGGGGAGUGAAAAAAACUCAUUAAAGAGAAGAGGAUUUUCUAGUGUCAGAGCUGGGGGUGUGGGGGGUGUCCCAAGAAGUUGCCUUUGUCCCAGAGUUCUCUAAGUUAAUCCCAAGUGGCAGUUUUUAGUGCAUGCCAUUGUGUAUUUCCAGACCCUACACAUUGUCAUUUUCCUCCUUUUGUUCAACAAAGAAAGCCAGAGGCAGCCAAAUUAGUUGACUCUUCAGCUAGUGGGUGACAGGUACUUCUAAGAAAAUGCCUGUUGCUAUGUGAAGGGACCUGAGCCAGGGGUGGAUAUUAUUAGCAAAGACCUUUCAUUCUGCGGUCUUCAGCCCAGUGCUCCCCAUAAAAGAUUUGGGGCCUCCAGCUUGGUCACUGCAGGACCCCAGCUUUUACAGAAAACUCCAGGUAGAAGACAGAGGACCAAAAUGUGGUUGAGAGAUUUCAUUCCAGUGGAGGUUAAAGCCCAGUGCGUAUCUCAACUCCGUGGGCUUUCUGAGUGAAAGCGUCCAGUAUCUAGCUCACCAUCGUCACUUCCUUGGUGGCAUCAUCAGGGCCAGUUUUGCCCGGAGCCCAAGGCACUGCUGCCCUCCACCCACUGCUGAGGUCAGCCCAGUUCCCCGUUCAGUUUUGAUUCUGGCAGAUCCCAGAAGGAAUUUCAGCCCCACCAGCAGGUGGAGGCUGGGAUUAGUCAUGUGGCCACAAACCCAGGGUCUAGGGCAGCAUUUCUGUCAGCUGCCCAGACUGCUGACCCAGUGCUACCCUAUGCUGGGUGUUUUACCUGCAUUGUUCCUCCAUCUGUAGAAGCUCAGAGAGGUUAAGUAACUUAGCCAAGUACUAAGUGGCCUAGGCAAGAAUCAAGCCUAGGUCCAAUUAAACUCGGGGGUCCUUACCUACCCUGCCCUCUUGCUCCCCUGGUUGAAACUUCCCGAUCUCCUUGCCCCUAUUCCUCACUCUGUGUCUUGGCUGGAAUGUUGUGUGAGUAGAUGGAUUGCCCAGAACCUUGCCAGUAGCCCUAGCCUAGCUGAUUUGAGCAGUGCAGCUGGCUAGAUCCCUGCUGGACUGGUCCCCAUGGAUCUGGAUGCUGGCACGGGCUCUUGGGCUGCUUUCAGGCCUUGCCCUGUCCAGUCCAGUCCCCAGCCCCUGCCCUCUUCCUCCUACAUCCCCUCCUACCCCACCAGCUCCUGUGGCUGAGGUCACCCCAGCACAGGUGGACCUGUCUCUGGACAUGUAUGUCUCUGGGUUAUAGGACACAGAAUGUAGUUUGGGAGUCUGGAAGCCUUGCUCCAGCCCCACCAGACACUGGCUAUGCCACAUAGCUUUUAGAAUCUCACUUCCUCAUCUGCAAAGGGGACGAUAAGAAUCAAAAGUUGUGCCUGUCUGCUGUGCCAUGGAGCCAGCCUGGUGGACUCAGUCAUGCCCACUCCCCAGCCCACAUGGCAGAGCUGCACCAGGGCUCACAGCAUCGGUAGCAGGAUGACCCAGGGCACAGUGCCCACCCUCUGCUCCCACCCAUGCUUUGGCCACUCUGGAGGUGGGAAGGCAGCCUCAGCCUGAGAGAUGACCUCAGUUUCAGGCUGCCUUGGGCUUGACCCCAAAAGACAGCGAUGAAUAUGGUUGUGCUUUUUGUCCCACAAGACUCAUUAGCUGACCCACUGGCCCUGUGCACCCAAGAACAGUUCCUGCCCUCCACUGGCAGUUAGAGGGAUCUGCAGGCCCACAGCGUGGGGUUGAGGAGUAGACGGCUAGAAGCUUCAGGAACCCAGACAAGGUUGGAAUUCUGGUCCUGCCAUGUCCUAGCUGUGUACUUGAUGCAGCCACUUUCUCAUGUCUAAAAUGAGAACCUUUGAGGGCUGUUGUAAGGAUUAAAUAAGCCCUAAUAUUGUAGGUAGAAGUACCUGGCAUAUAGCAGAUCCCCAGCAAAUGUGUUUUUCUCCAGUGUUUUGCUACUGUCUGGACAGUCAGCACCCAACUUCUUGACAGGUCACACCCUAGACCCUCUUUCAGUACCCACCCCUUGCCUGGCUCCCAACCCCACUGCCUAUCCAGAGCAACACCUCCAAUUCUGAUGCCUGCUAUUUGAUGCCUGGGCCUCUGUCUGGUUCCUGCUCAGACAGGUCUGACCUGGGGGUGGGGAGCAUGAGGCAGAAAGCUGGGACUACUGAGUUCCCAGACCAAGCUCUGUCCCUCACGUUGACCUCAGUGCUAGCCACUUCACUUUUUUUCUAAGCCUCAGCUGGAAAAAUGGACACCCCAUCCCCUGUCCUGCCUCCAUCAUGAAUACAUGGCCAAGUACACAGAUUCCUUUAGAAACUGAUUGUGUCCCACAGUGGUGCCAAGAGUCUGGGCUCUGGAGCCAGACUGCCUAGGUUUGAGUCCUCACCACUUCCUAGCUGUGUGACCACAGGCAAGUUCAAUCUGACUCCAUUUUCUCAUACAAUAGGGGUGAUUCUAGUACCAGCCUUGUAUCUGCUUGGUACACUGGUAAUGCAUACAAAAUAUUUCAUAUUGAGCCUGGUGUGUGAUCACUGCUAAUCACCAGCUCCUGGAAGCCUCUAUCUUUAGAAUCGCCUAGUUUACCUGAUUCUAAACUGUCAGUGUGGACAUGUCCUUGUUUCUCUCCCUCGCUGGGUUCUGGUCUUGCCCCCUGAUCCCAGCUGCCAGGGUCCUCCCCUGCCCACAACUCCAAGUGCUGCCCACAGUGGCGGCCAACAGAGUCUUUUUAAAAAGCUGCAGGGAGGCGAGGGGAGGAAGAAGAGAAGAGAAAGGAUGAAAACGGAGGAAGGAAGCCGAAAGAGGAGACGAGGUUGGGCUGAGAGCCUGGGGUCGCCUCCACAGCUCUAGGAUGCAGGGGGCUCUGUGAAUGGGAAUGAGAGGAAUAAUUUCAGUAUCCCAAGUGAGAGGUGGUCCCUAAAGAUUCCAGCUGCAGCCACCGGGUCUGUCUUUAAGGUACAGCUGCUUUCCUUCCCUUCUUUCCUCAUCUACCUGCUUCACCUAACCAUCUUUUGAUGGAGGCAGCUGGGAAGGCAUUUCUUGCCCACAGGAUGACACUUUUGCCUUGUUUUCCCCAGGCAGGGUUUGGUGCCUUUAACUUUGGGAAGGCUUCAUCGGACAAAGUGUUUCUCCCCAUACUGAGCUUCGACUGCAGAGGCCUGCAGUCUACCCGAGGUUCUGCAAGGCGCUGGCCUGACCCGGAGCUGCUGAGCAAGGGCCCCGCUCCUGUAGCUGGAUGAGGACGUGGUCUGCAUCACAGGAAAGGGGGUGCUGAUUAUUGAGCACCUACAGGGCUAGGCUGUGCCCAUGUACAGCAACCAUGCGAUGGGGCUGUUGCCCCCAUUUCACAGAGGAGGAAACUGAAAUUAAGAGGGGCUAAGUCAGUAAGAUGCUGAAUGGGAAUUCAGACCAGGGCUAUGAGGCUCCAAAGCCUGCUGCCUCUGAGGAGCCCUGGGACACCUGCUGGGGGGCAGAAUAGGGUCUGAAGCAUGUAGCCUUCUGGGGGCUGGAUUAACCUGUUUAGUGUGAGUGACAGCAGUCACAGCCUGCCCUCCGUGCCCCUGUGGUGUUUGGUGUGGAGUCACUGGUCUCCAGUAACCAAGACUGCAGACUUUAUGGGCACUUGGAACAUAAAGCUCACCAAGCCAAGGACAAGGUUUACAGAAUACACGGCACAGGAGCUUCACUGCAUGGAUCUUACCUGUCAGACAUCUUGCAUGUAUCCUCUCCAGGGAGCCAAGGAACCAGAGGUGGGGCCCGUCUUCCCAGGCACUGAGCAGAGGGUGAAGUCCUCCAAUGACCACACCUCCUAUCCCUGACUUUAUCAAGCACAUGCCUAGAGCCAGAAAGCAUCCUGAGGUCACCAAGUCCAACUUGGUUUCUCUAGACCAGUGGACACCAGCCAACCAGCAGAUUCUUCUGGACUGAGUUCCAGAGGCCCAGGGAGAUUGAGCACCCUCGGUCCUGCUCCUACUUUGGAAACAGCCGCACAUUCCCAACCCACUUCUCACACACUUCACUCUCAACAGAAGGAUGUGAGGCCUUUGCCCAACAGUCUUACCCCACAGCCUCCAUCCCCACUGCUCUGGCCCCAGGCCGCCCCCUGGAGUUUACAGGGCAGAGUGUGCUAAUGGCUCUGCACUUCUAGCCUAUUUUCUUCAAAGGGCCUUACCCAGGUCUUACUCAGGGAUCCUUGGGUGGAGUGAGAGCUUCCUGGAACCCUGAGAACAUGUGCUGAAGUUUGUGUGCUUCCCUUGGGCAGAGGAACCAUAGCUUUCUCCAGAUAGUCAAAGGGAUCCUUGUUCUAAGGUUUCAGAGCCCCUGGUGCAUUGGUGCCCUUGUGCAGAGCAUAGUGCCGAGGAGUUGACUCUGGAGCCAGGUUACCUGAUUUUGAAUCCUGACUCUGUCUCUUAUUAGUGGCUUUGGGCAAGUGUCUUAACUUCUCUGUGUCUCAGUUUCCUUAUCUGUCAAAUGGGUUGACUGAGUACCUACCCUCAUGGAGUUGUUGUGAUGAUUAAAUCUACACGACUUAAUCCACAGAAUGCCCAUCAUCCAAUCAUCCAUGCUAAACCAUGACCUCUCCCCAUUGCCCUGUGAGGUUGGCAGGUCAGGAGUUCCCCUCACCCCAUUUCAGAUGAGGAAGAAUGGCAGACGCUAUAAUUAGUUACAGAUCCUCUGCCUGCAAACACAACAGGUCCCUUUGUCCAGUGAAAUCACUGCAGAGAGGAAGUCUGCAAGCUGCUCGCAGAGGUGGAGGGCUCCCUUUAGAGAAGCUGGAAAAUAAACCAGCUCUGCCAACAGUUUCAGCCUGGUCAAGUGCUGUGAACCAGUCAAGGGACACAGGAUGCUGGAGGUGGCACAUCUGAAAGGGCCUGACAUGCUGGCCUGUGAGUAUCUCCACACUGGCCUUCUUGAGGUUACCCUGUCUAAUCUGAUUUCCAGAGAAAGCUAAGGACUGUGGCUUACUGAGCACUAUGAACCAAGCAGGUUAAUGAAUAAUCUUACUUAUUUAGUCAGCCACACCAUGAGGAAGUAUUAUUAUCCCCAUUUCACAAGUGCCCAAACAAAGACUCAGACACACGACAGCUAUGUGCCAGAGCUGAGAUUUAAGCCCAGGUCUGACUCCAGAACUCCAGCUCCUCUGGCAGCAGCCUUCACCAGAAUCACGCAGGGGGCUCAACAAAAUGCAGAUCGCUGCCCCCACCAACCCCCCGUUACCCCGAGUUUCUGCUUCUGCCAGUCAGGGGUGCAGCAGGAGGAUCUGCACUUUUUAACAAGUUCCCUGGAGGUGCUUCUGCUGAUCCGGGAACCCCACUUGGAGAACCACUGUUCUAGACCACCGAAGACUGAAAAGGGCUUGUCAGGAGCUCACUCCCGGCCCAAAGAGAGGGAGCAAGGGCUCCUCCGUCUGCACCUGUUCCAGGCGAAGGCUCAGUUGUUAAAGAAGGGAAGUUGUUAAAAAAGUUAAUGCACGUGGACAUUCACUCAUUUUUUCUUACAGACAAUCACAGAUUCGGGCAGAGCUUUUGCAUUUUAAGUGCCAAGCUUAUCUUCUCCUCCAGCCCCCAAGGUUGGCACCCAGUGGCUUUACUCCUUGGCUGCACCUCUCCCACCUGCUCCCUUCACCAUUAAUAUUCAGGAGGGAGGAGAGAGAGAGGAGGGAGUGAGAAAGAGUGAGGCCUGAGGAGCUCACAGGCCCCAGCCCGCUGCUUGGCCUUGACAAGCUGGAGGAGCUAUGGUCUCAUGCCUCCUGCAGCUGGGGAGCUGCAGUGGGGGUGCAGGACUGCCUCCCGCCAGGGGCAGGGCACACCUCCUGCCUGUUCUCUGGGCUCAUUAGCUGCUGAGGUGGAGGUAACAGUUUUCAUUUUGCUGAGUCUUUGCUGAGACUCAGAGAGGGAAAUGAGCCAUUAUCAAACAGCCGCUGAACAGAAACCGAAUCGACUGCUUAUAAUAUUUUGUGAGGUAAGAAUGCAGAAGUCUGGCCUUGCUUUAUCAAAGUUGUCUCUCAGAAGACAGCUGUGUAUGGCUUGCUUCUGCUCACAAAGCUCUGUGAGUAGGGAACAGAAGGGGACAAAUGCCAAAAUGUGCCAGGCCCAUUGGUGCUACCCCAGUUGGUAUUUAAUGGCUGGCAUAAGGCUUCUGUGAGGAUAUCAGGAAAUUUCCCGUUCCUUGCUUUUUGCUGCUCAAGACCCUCAGGCUAUCUGCCCUGUUGGGUAAGGACCAGCUACCUCAGUUCUUGAAACAGGGGAGAGCCAUGGUACAGGGCUUAUAACCAGGAGACUUUGGGGAAGUCACUAACCUCUCUGAGCCUCAGUGUCCUCACCUAUAAAAUGGGGGGUAUUAAUCUUGCAUGUCUCAAAAUGCUGAUCAAGUUAAGAGAACCUUGUAAACUGCUAAAGGCAUACAAGACACUAGCUUCUGUUAUUAUCAUUCAACUGCCCAUAGAUCCAUGUGUACACCAUCCCACCUGGCAAGAAGUCUGUAGUUCUACGGGGACAUCACAGCCUGGAGCUCAUACCCUUUCCUCCUUCUGAACCAUGCCCUGGGUACCUAGGUCUCCUAAAUCCUGCCUAAAUGAGCUUAAACUUGCAGCCAGGGCCUGGGCAUACUCUUUCCUAGGUCCAGACCCCUAAGGGCAGACUGCUCAAGGCACUUCUGGCUCACGGUGUGACUAUGUGCCAGUGGUGCUGAGUUGGAACAGAGUAGUUGGGGUGUACACACUUGUGCAUAGGAGACCCAGCUAGAUGUGGGACUGAGCCGUCACAUUCCAGAGCAAAACUCUAAGAAGUCAGACAAUUCCAGAUUCAAAUGCAACCUUCACUGUUUUUAUACAGCAAUGUGUGUCAAGGUAGAAGGAAGAACAUAGUUUACUUAAAUUUGUUUCUUGAUUUAUAAUUUACAUAUUGAGUGACAUAGUACAAGGGUCUCCAUUUGUAAUCUUGCUCUGGGCCUACGAAUGUUCUUCUUUAUAAUUAGAAGUUAAAAUUCCACUUCCUUUGAGCCAGGUAGACCUCUUCUUUUCUCUUUAUCUGUGCCUCUUCUCUUAUUUCCUCUCCUCUGUCUUCCUAAAUUUUCAAAAUUGUGCCUUAUUUGGAAAUGUAGCCAGGAUUAGGAGAAAUCUGUUGAGAUUUCCAAGGCUCUCUUCUUAAACCAGUUCUCACCCUCUUAGAGACACAUAGGACAGACCACAGGCAGGGACCGUGGGUCCUCCCCAGUUGAAAGCUGGCCUCUGUUUUGCCUCCUAAGCAGUUUCCAGACAGUGGGUGUCUGUGCUACUUCAGGGCGAGAAGAUAAAUUUCCAUGCAGCAGCUACUAUGGUAACCCCUAAGCCAUGGGGACUGGACAAUGCAAAGAAAAGCCACAGGCCCUCUCCUGGGGGGUGGGAGAGGCCCCAGAAGCCUAGAUUUUGGUGUUGGGAGCAACCGUUGGAAGAGUGGUACUGCCUGAUCCUCCCCCAUCUCCAUCCUGGGACGGUGCAGGUCCUCGGUAAAGGGGAAAGUUGGUUAAGGUAGUGGCCACUUCCCACCACGAGCUGAGGCCCCUUCAGCUUCUCCUCUUUCUUGGUUGCUGCUGAUGGUGUCAUCAUCCCUUCCUAUGCGACACCCUUGGCAGUCCAGACUGUGAUCCAGAAAUGGGGUUGCUUGCCUCUGUGAGUUAAGUCUUCCCUGCCCCAGAAGGGAAGACGGGAAGUAGCCGCCCUCUCCCCCUUGGCUCCUGCAGUCCUGGGAAGGAUCAGCAGCAGCGGUUGAGACAUUUUUGGUCCACAGCAGAUUCUGUGGCACAGCUCUUCAUCUUACCCGCGCCUGAGGCAGCUCUUUGUGGAAAGGAAUGGUGUGAGUGGGCUCAUUAAGGGGUACCACAUACUCCCUACCUGCCCCACAGACCCUAUGAGAAUCAGAGCAAAUACUGGGUAUUGGAAAACCCCACGGACUGUCUCGGCCAUGGUUUCCCCAAGUUUCGAAAGUUCUGGGUGCCUUGACGUGCUCUGUUCAUGGCACGGAGCACAGAAUCUCAGCAUGUUUGGUUCUUCUCUUUUUGCCUCUGUCAAUCCUGAUCACCCAUGGGAGAAAUGUUCAGUUCGGUGCGUAAAUGUCUUCAACACCUUGCUAAAACUUGCUAUUCUCCCUUUUUAACAAAAUGAGAUCAAGGUCUUGCCUGCUAUAAGUGGGAAGAAUGUUUUGCUUUUAUUUGUAUUUCUUUUUUGUGGUUUCUUUUGUUUAUGACAUGUGAAGCUGGUUUUCCAUUAAUGAUAAAUAGUUUACUCUUUAAAGUAAAUGUAAAUAAAGCAACUGAAUUAAAGAAUAUUAAAUUAAAAAUAUACAGGUAGUAC
This is a messenger RNA of Manis javanica (Malayan pangolin), 12606 nucleotides long. RefSeq names its product solute carrier family 29 member 3 (gene SLC29A3). The record is from RefSeq and is a predicted model, not a curated record. Gene Ontology annotation, biological process: nucleoside transmembrane transport. Lineage: Eukaryota; Metazoa; Chordata; Mammalia; Pholidota; Manidae. Gene Ontology annotation, molecular function: nucleoside transmembrane transporter activity. Gene Ontology annotation, cellular component: plasma membrane; Golgi apparatus.